UGUUGCACAAUAAAAAACAAACUUCGGCGCCGAAACGAAAACCACCCAGCAAGCAUUUCGGCAGCACGUUAGGAGCUCUCUGGUUCUUCCAUUUGCGUUGGAUUUGAGUGCCUCCUCCAUUUCCUCUUCAUUCUUCUUGUUCAUUAUUGAGGCGAAAAGUUUGGUGAAUGCAGGGAAAAAUGAGAAGGCAAAAUCAAUAUGCAGGUUCUGCUGUCAAUCCAAUGGUUGCUGCUCAAAUGCAGCACAUGUCUGCUCAGAGAAUGCAUCAUAGUAGUGCUAUGAAUGCGUAUCCUGGCAGGUCGGAUGCACCACCCUUGGAUGAAGAACAGAAAUUUAUGUCAUCAAAGGCUGAAGCACAGUGGCAGUGGGAUGGUGAUGACUUGAAAGGACAUGGUUCAUUGGCAUCUCAAAUGUUCAAAGAUGGACAAGGUACUGAGGCUGGGAACCCUUACUUUCAUGGGCCGAAGUCGGAUUCAAAACUAGGAAUGGAUAAAGCAGCCAACAAAGAUCCAAAAUCUUCAGCCCAUGAAUCUGAUAUGCAAGUGGGCUACGAGGAAUCACCUCUCCCUGAGACUUUAGAAUCUUUGGAACAGAAAUUUAUGGAUGAAAUCACUAAAUUAACGAAGGAACAGCAUGAUGUGGAAAAUGAAGAAAAUGCUAGGCAUCGAGAGAGGCUUAGGGAAAUAAAUGAUCAGCAUCAGGAUAAGUUGGUUGCACUUCGUGCACUGCACAGCAACGUUCGGGAGGAGUUUCUCCGUCGAGAAUCACAGAUGCGACACCAACAAUAUCAGCAUGCUGCUGCAAUGAGCCAGUAUAGUCACCAGAACAAUGCAGGUGCUGUUGAACCUCGUGGCUAUGGUGGUGAGGGGCAUCAAGGCUUUUCUGGUGGAGGGUAUGACUCCUACAGAGAAAGGUUGCAAUUCUAUGGAAAUGCUUCUCAUCCACAUUCUAGGAGUCAAGGAUCUGAUGCAAGAGGUCCAUAUCCUGGAGGGCGGAUGUAUGAUUCUGGAAAUCGUUUCUACUAGAGGAACCUCUCAAUGUCAAGCGAUGUUGCAAAAGAUUUGGAAACAAUAAAAACCUUCCACAGUAGAAGAGAAACAGUUCAUUGUUAGAGCUCUAGUAAUGGUUUUAGCAUUUUCCCUUUGGAGGAAGCAGCAGGAUACAAUUUGUCGUCCCUGUAUACAAAGACUUUCAUGGAAGGGUUCACUGCACACUUGAACCUGAAUAUCUUUCGAUUGAACAGAAGCCUCAUGCUAACAUUCGCUAAUGAGUUUGGUGUUCGUUGCUAUUUCUGGUAAAUGAGGCUCCGUGUAGACAUAUCUAUAGGAGGCAGAAUCCAGGCAUAUCUGUUAUAUGUGGAAGCAUGGUUUACAUUAGUCCUAUUUCUAAUACAUGACGUAGUGGUGUUUAGUUCAUAAUGGAGAUAUGUUUAUAGCUUUUGGGGUGUUCUUGAUUCUUAUCGAAUGGUUCAGGUGAUUCUUGCUCAUGGAGAAUAUUUAUAGCUUUUGGGG
Molecule: messenger RNA, 1511 nt
Organism: Amborella trichopoda
Lineage: Eukaryota; Viridiplantae; Streptophyta; Magnoliopsida; Amborellales; Amborellaceae
Source: RefSeq, a predicted model, not a curated record